GCUGGUCAUCCAUAUUUUUAAAUCUCUAGUACAUUGUUCAGUAGAGUCGACUAAAAGUGGUAUUUGAUCGAAAUCAAUAGACUUAUAAAUUUGAGUGUCAUCAGCAUAAAGAUGGUAAUUCAUGCCAUAUUGUCUUAAAAUAUCAGCAAUAGGUUGUGUAUACAUUGUAAACAAGACAGGUCCAAGAACAGACCCCUGAGGAACACCACAUCUAAGCAAAACAUUAUUAGAACACGUGUUUCCAACCACAACUGCUUGUGUUCGAUCCUUAAAAUAUGACUCAAACCAUUGCAGGACAGUACCCUUUAUGCCAAAAGUAGUAUUUAAUCUCUCGAGUAAAAUGUCAUGAUCAAUGGUAUCGAACGCAGCCGAAAGGUCCAAAAGAGUAAGA
Messenger RNA from Aplysia californica (California sea hare), 391 nucleotides. RefSeq names its product CREB-binding protein (gene CBP). Gene Ontology annotation, cellular component: transcription regulator complex; histone acetyltransferase complex. The record is from RefSeq and is marked validated. Gene Ontology annotation, molecular function: histone acetyltransferase activity; protein binding; transcription coactivator activity. Gene Ontology annotation, biological process: positive regulation of transcription by RNA polymerase II. Lineage: Eukaryota; Metazoa; Mollusca; Gastropoda; Aplysiida; Aplysiidae.